Molecule: messenger RNA, 681 nt
Organism: Scomber japonicus (chub mackerel)
Lineage: Eukaryota; Metazoa; Chordata; Actinopteri; Scombriformes; Scombridae
Product: homeobox protein Hox-A7-like
Exons: 2
Coding region: 1-681 (226 amino acids)
Biological process (GO): regulation of transcription by RNA polymerase II; anterior/posterior pattern specification
Cellular component (GO): nucleus
Molecular function (GO): DNA-binding transcription factor activity, RNA polymerase II-specific; RNA polymerase II cis-regulatory region sequence-specific DNA binding
Source: RefSeq, a predicted model, not a curated record
AUGAGUUCUUAUUAUGUGGAUGGUCUUCUUAGCAAAUAUACGGCGAGUAGUUCUCUGUUCCCAAACAUAGACCGGGCUUCUUGCGGUAUUGGACCCAGUGGAGAGGACUAUGCCUCGGCUCGGACAGCUGCAGCCAUCGCUUUUGCACCGCCCCGGUCUGGAGUUUACAACGUCAACAAUGCAGUGUACCAGAGCCUCCCAAUGUUUACCUCGGGCUGUGCCCAGGGACAGGACGCACACACACCGCAAUGCAGUCCGUUUGACCAGAGCCGCCUGUUCACCGACAGCUGCUGCAAUCCGGGGCCGGGACCCCUAACCUCGCCGCCGGACAAACAAUACCGGAUGUACCCCUGGAUGAAAACAUCAGAUCCAAACAGAAAGCGGGGACGGCAGACCUACUCCCGGCACCAGACCCUGGAGCUGGAGAAGGAGUUCCACUUUAGUCGGUACUUGACCCGCAGGCGCAGGUUCGAGAUAGCCCAUGCCCUCUGCCUCUCAGAGAGACAGAUCAAAAUCUGGUUUCAGAACCGCAGGAUGAAGUGGAAGAAAGACAACAAGGACGAACCGGUGCCCACCAUGGAGGAAAAGGACCGUGAUAUCCAAGCGGUGUCCGAGGCCGGGGAGCUCCAUGCUGGAGACACCCGGAGCGCCAGCUUUGAGUCAGAAAAUGCUGCAAAGUAA